AUGGCGGCGCCCAGUGGCGGUGUGAACUGUGAGGAGUUCGCCAAGUUCCAGGAAUUACUCAAGGUGAUGAGGACAAUUGAUGACAGAAUAGUACAUGAAUUAAACACUACGGUUCCAACAGCUUCCUUUGCAGGGAAAAUUGAUGCCAGCCAAACCUGUAAACAACUUUAUGAGUCUUUGAUGGCAGCUCAUGCCAGUAGAGACAGAGUCAUAAAAAAUUGUAUAGCCCAGACUUCAGCAGUAGUAAAAAACCUCCGAGAAGAGAGAGAAAAGAAUUUGGACGAUUUAACGUUAUUAAAGCAACUUAGAAAAGAGCAGACAAAGGUGUUUAAUGAACGCUGCCGAAUUCACUUCAAGCCUCCAAAGAAUGAAUAAAGAGAGAUUCUUUUUUUUUUUUUUUUUUUUUU
Messenger RNA from Gorilla gorilla gorilla (western lowland gorilla), 407 nucleotides. RefSeq names its product protein MIX23-like. The record is from RefSeq and is a predicted model, not a curated record. The coding region runs from base 1 to 375 and encodes 124 amino acids. NCBI's taxonomy places the organism in Eukaryota, Metazoa, Chordata, Mammalia, Primates, Hominidae. The transcript has a single exon. Gene Ontology annotation, cellular component: mitochondrial intermembrane space; mitochondrion.